Molecule: messenger RNA, 2039 nt
Organism: Staurois parvus
Lineage: Eukaryota; Metazoa; Chordata; Amphibia; Anura; Ranidae
Source: the annotation of a GenBank genome assembly
GGGCUCAAUUAAGAGAAACUUGUCAAGUGAAGAGAUUGCUAGGCCGAGGCGUUCAACUCCCACAGCCGAAGUUGCAAGUAAGAAGACACCAGCUGAAUUAUUCGGACCUCCUCUGGAAUCUACCUUUGAGGAAUCCAAAUCUGAAGUUCCUCUAGAUCAGCCUGAAAUAUGGGGUGCUUCACAACUAAAUACUGCAGAAUCCCCAAAGCUGUCAAGACCAUUCCCCACAGGAACACCUCCACCUAUUCCACCCAAAAAUAUUCCGGCCACUCCACCCAGAACGGCAUCGCCAUUGCCAGCAGGCAUAGAUCAAGCUACAGUAUCAGGAGUUGAACGGAGAGAAACAGACGCCAGAGACGAACAACCAUCAUCGAUCAGUGAUUUAGACAGUGUUUUCGGCCUGUACUAUCCCCUAGGUCUGUGGCUGUCACCUCUGAAGAUAAAUGGGUCAGGUUUUCUGACACUUCCCCAGAAUCGAUCUCUCCUGUCCCUGUCCCUGCUCUUUCCCCUGUCCCUGCUCCUGUCCCUGCUCCUGUCCCUGCUCCUGCCCCUGCUCCUGCUCCUUGUAGAAUGGCUGAGUCCCCUUCAGUUGAAGAACCUGAAAGCCCAUGUGAACCUUCUUCGCCGCCACCACCACCACCACCUCCUGCAGAAAUAUGUCGAAAUAUACCUUCUCCACUCAAUCUGGAAGAGGUCCACAAGAAAAUAGCAGAACAAUCAUUCGUUAAAGAUGAAGUAUUAGAAACAACAGCGUCUCCUAAAGAUUUUGGGCUGGGACAAAGAGCUACCCCUCCUCCACCUCCGCCCCCCACAUACAGGACUGUGGUGUCUUCUCCCGGGCCCAGUUCAAGUAGCGGCACUGGAAGCGCAAGUGGGACAUCAUCUCCUGCCCGCCCUGCAACUCCUCUCGCCACCUGCAGUACAACCCUCCACCACCACCUCCUCGUCCACCAUCUCGACCUAAACUGCCUCCGGGAAAACCUACAGUUACAGAUGUGUCACGACCAUUCAGUCCCCCUGUUCACUCCUCCAGUCCACCUCCUAUCGCCCCUCUAGCCCGAGCUGAGAGCACAUCGUCCAUUUCCUCAGCUACAUCUCUGAGUGCAGCCACCACACCGACAGUUGAAGGUGAUGCUUUUGCUGACAAACGGCCCCAGUUUGACAGACGCGAUACGCCUACAGGAUCCUCCCGAGGGCCCAGCCCCCUGACCAUGGGGGCCCAGGACACCCUGCCCGUGGCAGCUGCCUUCACUGAGACGGUCAAUGCUUAUUUCAAAGGAGCCGAUCCGAACAAGUGUAUAGUGAAAAUCACUGGUGAAAUGGUUUUGUCCUUCCCAGCCGGUAUCACCCGGCAUUUCUCCAACAAUCCGACGCCUGUGCCCCUGACAUUCCGGAUUACCAACUACAGCCGACUAGAACACGUGUUGCCAAACCCACAGUUGUUGUGCUGCGACAACACACAGGCAACUCCGAACGCAAAGGAAUUCUGGGUGAACAUGCCAAACCUAAUGACCCAUCUGAAGAAAGUAUCGGAGCAGAAACCGCAAGCCACAUAUUACAAUGUAGACAUGCUGAAAUAUCAGGUAUCCUCCCAGGGCCUUCAGUCCACUCCUUUGAACCUUGCUGUAAACUGGAGGUGUGACCCCACCAGCACAGACCUCCGAAUAGAUUACAAGUACAGCCCUGAGGCCAUGACCACACCUGUAGCGCUGAACAAUGUCCAGUUUGUUAUCCCUAUAGAUGGAGGAGUAACAAAGCUUCAAGCUGUACUGCCUCCUGCUGUCUGGAGUGCUGAACAACAGAGGAUAUUAUGGAAAAUUCCAGAUAUUUCACAGAAAUCUGAAAAUGGAGGGGUUGGCUCACUGCUUGCAAGAUUCCAGCUGACUGAAGGCCCAAGUAAACCAGCUCCAUUAGCCGUACAAUUCACUAGUGAAGGGUCAACGUUGUCUGGCUGUGACAUCGAGCUGGUUGGAGGAGGAUAUCGCUUCUCACUUAUCAAAAAGAGGUUUGCAGCAGGAAAGUACUUGGCUGACGUCUAA